Molecule: messenger RNA, 342 nt
Organism: Lactuca virosa
Lineage: Eukaryota; Viridiplantae; Streptophyta; Magnoliopsida; Asterales; Asteraceae
Source: the annotation of a GenBank genome assembly
AUGGGGUUGAAUCCUGAAGGUGAAGAUGUGGUGGAAGGUCAAGGGGGAGCGGAGGUGGGUAGUGAUACUGAUGGUGUAGCCCUCUUCCAAGUUGAGCUGUGUUUUGGGGUGUUAAUGUUUGUUAGGUGCAUGCUGCUUAACACCGAGCGGAUUAUCGAAAAGGCUGUUGAUGGAGAUAAGGAUUAUCUGAAACAUGCUCUUUUGCUUUUUCUCAACUUUAUUUCUGCUUCUGAUCAUUUUAUUUUCAUCAUGGUUUUGGCACAGAAAGAGCAUGGUGUAGUUUAUGAUCGGAAAUUGAAUUCCUGGGUUGAGUGUUCGACAUGGCACAAGAAAGAGAAAUGA